Catharus ustulatus (Swainson's thrush) is the source of this 2593-nucleotide messenger RNA. It is a transcript of the gene SLC26A3, whose product is annotated as solute carrier family 26 member 3. NCBI's taxonomy places the organism in Eukaryota, Metazoa, Chordata, Aves, Passeriformes, Turdidae. Bases 1 to 2493 code for a protein of 830 amino acids. Gene Ontology annotation, cellular component: membrane. The record is from RefSeq and is a predicted model, not a curated record. The transcript is spliced from 18 exons. Gene Ontology annotation, molecular function: oxalate transmembrane transporter activity; chloride transmembrane transporter activity; secondary active sulfate transmembrane transporter activity. Gene Ontology annotation, biological process: transmembrane transport.
AUGGUUGAACCUGUGGGCAACCAUUAUGUUAUAGCCAGACCUGUAUACUCAGAGAAUGCAUUCCAUGAAGAGCAUGAGAAAUUGCACAGAUACCAUAAAACCUUUUGGGAUCACCUGAAACUCUAUUUUAGCUGCUCCUCACAAAGGGUCAAAAAAAUUGCUUUGGGUUUGUUUCCAGUUGUUACGUGGCUGCCAGCGUACCGCUUCAGGGAGUGGAUCCUGAGUGACAUCGUCUCUGGCAUCAACACAGGACUUGUGGCUGUGCUGCAAGGUCUGGCCUUUGCUUUGCUGGUGAAUGUUCCCCCCAGUUAUGGACUCUAUUCAGCGUUCUUCCCUGUCCUGGUCUAUUUUAUCUUUGGCACAUCGAGACAUAUCUCAGUGGGUCCCUUCCCCGUCCUGAGCCUCAUGGUGGGAGGAGUUGUCACCAGGCUGGUCCCCGAUAACAGCACUGGAAAUAGCAAUUCCACAAAUACCUCAGCAAUAGAUAAUGAGAGAGUGAUGGUGGCUGCAUCUGUAACCUUCCUUUCUGGGGUUAUUCAGUUGCUUCUGGGAAUUUUCCAGUUUGGAUUCAUCGUUAUUUAUCUAUCACAAUCAUUAAUCAGUGGUUUCACGACUGCUGCAGCUGUCCAUGUUUUGGUGUCUCAACUGAAAUUCAUGUUUCAGCUACCUGUCCCUGGAUUUAAUAAACCCUUUGGCAUCAUCUAUACUCUGGAGAGCGUUUUCAGCCAGAUCACAAAUACAAACAUUGCUGACCUUGUCACAUCACUGAUUGUCUUGCUUAUCGUGUUUGUGGUAAAAGAAAUAAACGAUCGAUACAAGGAAAAGUUACCAACUCCUAUCCCGAUCGAACUCCUUGUGACAGUCUUAGCAGCACUGAUUUCCUAUUUUGUCAACUUUGAAGAAAAAUUCAAAGUAGCUGUUGUUGGAAAACUAGAGGAAGGGUUUCAUGCACCUGUUGCACCUGAUGCAGGCAUCCUCCAGAAGUGCAUUGGUGAUGGCUUUUCCAUCGCAAUCGUUGGGUUUGCAGUAGCCUUCUCCGUGGCCAAAGUGUAUUCCAUCAAACAUGACUACCCAAUAGAUGGCAACCAGGAUCUAAUUGCUUUUGGGCUGGGUAAUAUAGUUGGUGGAUCAUUCAAGGGAUUUGCCUCCAGCACUGCUCUGUCAAGAUCAGGUGUGCAGGAGAGCACAGGAGGCAAAACACAGAUUGCUGGCAUUAUCUCAUCUAUCAUUGUUUUGAUUGUGAUCUUGGCCAUUGGGUUUCUCCUGGCACCGUUACAGAAGUCAGUCCUUGCAUCUUUGGCCCUUGGCAAUUUGAAAGGAAUGCUCAUGCAGUUCAGGGAAGUACGCAUCCUCUGGAGAAAGGACAAGUAUGACUGUGUUAUAUGGGUGGUGACUUUCAUAGCUGCAGUCCUUCUUGGCCUGGACAUUGGACUAGCAACAGCUGUGGCAUUCCAGCUGCUGACAGUGGUGAUCCGCUCCCAGUUUCCAAGCUGCACUGUUUUGGCCAAUGUUGGGAGAAGCAACAUCUACAGAAACAGGAAGGAUUACACUGAUAUCUAUGAGCCAGAGGGAGUUAAGAUUUUCAAAUGCUCCUCUCCAAUCUUCUUUGCUAAUGUUGAAUUCUUCAGAGAGAAGCUCAUCACUGCUGUUGGCUUCAACCCUCUGAGAGUCCUGAGGAAACGCAAUAAAGCUCUGAGGAAGAUUAGGAAGAUGCUGAAGAAAGGAGAGCUGCAAGUGACACCGAAAGGCUUGAUUUGCACGACUAGCCCUACUUAUGAGUCAGAUGAAGAGUUAGACAACAACAGGAUAGAGGAGCUGGACCAGCCCACCAUCAUGACAGACUUGCCCAUUCAGAUUAACUGGGCCAACCUCCCCCCAGGCAUCACUGUGCCCCAGGUCAACCUCCACAGCAUCAUUCUGGAUUUCUCAUCAGUGUCCUUCCUCGAUUUUUCUGCCAUGACGGUCCUCCGAAAGAUUUUGAAAGAAUUUGUCCGACUCGACAUUGACAUUUACAUUACUGGGGCAUAUGAGGGUCUCCUGGACAAACUGGAGAGAAGUGCAUUUUUUGAUGAAGAGAUUAAGCCAUCCAUGUUUUUCCUCACCAUUCAUGAUGCGGUUUUACACAUUUUGCUGAAGAAGGACAUAGCCAGCUCCCCCAAAUUAAAGCUUGCUGAGGUAAUACUACAGUCUUCAUCUUUCAUUGCUUUAGUGCCUUUCCAGUAUUGCCAGGCACUCAGCAGUGCCCUGCACAGCCAUAGCUGUGUGUGCUACACUAUCUCUAUUUUCAAAAAGAUAGUCAUUAAAAAUCCUCUGGUGUCCAAACAAAUUCAAGAGCAAGAGUGGCUCCACCAGCAGUCCUCUGUGUUCACCCAUCCAGCAGAGACUGCUCAAUUUGCUGCAGUGGCUCUUGAAAGGCAGACUUUAUGCUGCUUGCAUUUAGGCUUUCCAGCCUGGUCUGUCUUCAGAAGGAGUGCUAAAGUGUGGAUAAAUUAGUACUGCCAGAUUUGGUGAUGGCCUAUCUAGGAGUGUUCUUAAACCAAGAGCAAGAAAGGAUCCUGGAUACAAUAAAUGUAUUUAAAUGUACCAGACCCAG